ACUGAUGGUGCCAUCAGAAGCUUCUGAUUUUUCUUCUAUUCAGAAUAAAAUCUUUGAAACUAGUGGAAGGAUUACGGAGGAACAACUAAAAGCUGAUGAGAUUGUCCAUGUAAAGAAAGCAACUGAGAAACCAGUUGCUCUAGUGGGUAGUCUCUGUUCGUCAGGCUCCAAGUCCAAGAUAGAUAAUAUGCAGCCUACUGAUAUAGCCAUGAUUGGUGUUUCUGGAAAUUGCAUUUCUGAGGCUACGCCAUCUUCACCUGUCCACUGUAAAAAUAUAAGAAUGGUGUCAUUGCAACUUUCUGAUUUUUCUUCUAAUGAAAAUGAAUCCUGUAAAACCACCGCAAGGAUUGUCAAUGCUGAAGAGAUCGUCCAAUUAGAGAUAGCAACUGAGAAACCAGUUACAUCAUUCGGCAGUCUCUGUCCAUCAGACUCUGAGUUCAAGGUAGACAAUAUGCAGCCUACUCAUAUGGCCACCAGGCAUGUUGGUUCCCAAGAGGGCAUUUGUGAUAAUAUGCCAUCAUCACCAAACCACUGCAAACCUGUAACAAUGCCAUCACAACGUUCUGAUUUUCCUCCAAAUGAAAAGAAAUUAUGUGGUUCACCUGUGGUAACAGUAACUGGUGCCAUAGAGUCUACUGAAGAGGAUGAUGAAGUGGAAGCCACUGUCUCAAAAAAUAUGGCAUCUACUUGUAGUGUACAGAACAAUGAAGUUAACAGUUCUACCCUCUGUCUCAACAAUUGUUCUCUCGUUUUAAUUUCUACAGAAAAGCAGAGACCUGGUAGAAAUGUCCAGAUAAUUGACUCUGUUGCAAGACCUGAUGAUGAUCCUCAAAGUACAAUCCCUGAAGCAAUCAUGGGUAAUGAGCCUAUGGAUCUGAUAGUCACACUUUUCCUGUCCGAAAACGGUCUCUUGUUAUGAAAAGACCGAAUGUGCCUGAGGUGAGGGAGGACAGUAGAGUAGUAACUGCAGUAGAGUCUAAUGAAGAGAGUGACGAGGUGGAAGUAGUUGUUUCAAAAAGUUUGGCAUCUACUUGUAGAAUUCAGAACAAUGAAGUCAAUGUUCCACCCGUGGUCUCAAGGAUGAUGCGCCUGUGUUAACUUCAGUAGAAAAGCAGAGCCCUGAUAAAGAUGUACAUAUAAUAGACUCUGCUGUAAGACCUUCUGAUGAUCGUCAAAGUACAUUCUGUGAAGUGGUCAUAGUUGAUGAGCUGAUGGACCAUUCUAGUCAUGCUUUUCCUAAAUAAAAUCAGUCUCUGGCUAUGGGAAGAGCAAAUAUGUCUGAGGUUGGGCAGGACAGUAGAGCCGUUACUCCUGUUUGUACAGAGAACCCUUCGUUGGAGUUUAUUGGGACCAGCUCACCUAUGGUGCAUCCAGAUACUAGUGCUGUACAAAGAAAUGCAAUCCCACUGAACCAGAUACCAAUACCUACAGCUUCAUCUUCCUUGGCACAUAGUUCACCUGAUACAUCAACGUUCAUAGGAAUUCAAAAUCACCAAAGUAAUGCAAGUCAUGCCUCAACUCAAGAAGUUCAAGUCUCAAGACAAUCAUUGUCCAAGGGCCCGAUAGAAUUUGCUAAUGCUUGUGUCCAAGGUUUGCCACUGCCACGACCAAGAAGUACGCAAAGAAUUGGAAAUGAAACUCGUGUUCAUGGGCCUAGAACAAGAACAAGUAUGAAUGAUCCUUCUUUUCACACUAACUAUGUGAUACCUGAUAUUCCUAAGCUUGCUGGUUCUGACCCACUUCCAAUUGAAAUAGAAAGAAUACUACGGGAUGAGAGGCACGAGCUCAGGAUGCACGAAGAUAUGGUACUGCAUAUCAUAUCUGAGCGAGAGAAGGAAAUGCGAGAGAUAUUCAAGAAGUAUGAAGUGUUACUUCAAGAUGCUGAGAGAGCGGUACAUCAGAAGAUGGAGGAUCAUAGAACAAAUUUGCAAUAUGUCUAUCUAAGUAAGCUACUGGCUGAGACAUUGAUGCUGAAGCAUCAGGAUUAUAAGGGAGCUGUGCCACCAGAUACAAGACAAGGUAAAUGGUGAAAAGAGGCUUUUUAUGUUGAAAAUUUACCAGAAGUUGAAGUCAAUAAUAUACAGUCAAGUUGAAAUCAACAAUUUAUAGACAAAUUGAAAUCAAUGUUAUCGGUAUAUUAGGUUGUAUAAUUGGUAAUUGUAUAGGGAAGUAUAGGGGUAAUUACUAUAUAGUUCCUAGGUUUUUGUUUAACACACUAGCAAGGACAUCGGUUUUCAAAAUUACAAUAUUUAAUCCAUGCAUUAUAAUUCUAUUAUAUUAUAAGGUCAAAUAGUUAGUUUUUCCAUUAAGUGAUUGUGAAUUAUCAAAAAAACCCUUAAGAAUAAUUACUAUAUAGAGACUAAAUAAUGUAAAAUUAUAAAAAUGGAGGUCCUUAUUAGUAUAUUUCACCAAACCAUAGGGACUAUAUAAUAAUUAUCUGUAGGGGUACUUUUAAUAUUUCAAUCACUUAAUGAAAAAACUGAUGGUGAGACAUUAUAGUGUAGCAUAAAUAUAAUGCAUGGACAAAAUAAUGAAAUUUUAAAAACUGAGGUGGUUGUUGGUGUAUGUGGGCAAAACCUCGUGACUAGGAUUGGUAUUCGUGCAUUAAAUAAUGGUGGUUUAAACUUCAAACCCGCUGGGACUUGGCUGAGAAUGAAGGUUCUGUACUUAGACUGGUAACGGGCUGGGCUUAGCCGAGCAUUAAAAUUUAAACCAGGUAAUGAACGAUGGAGUUUUUGUCGGCUUCAUAGUUUUAUGAGUUGGUGACUAAAAUACAAACACAGAGCAUGGUAAGACUGUGGACAACAAAGAAAUCUUUUGAAUAACCAGAAGCGAGCUUUCCAAUUUUGAUGUUAGCAGCUGGCUAAAAUGGUCCACAUAUCAACCCGAAGCACUUAGACAAGAAAAGUAAGUGCAGUAGUACGUCGUGAAGGGAGUCUUCAAUGGCGAUGCCUAAUGCUCGUAUAUAGUUAUUGAAGAUCAUGGAGGGUUAUUCUUGACCUCAAGAUUCUAUGAUUUUCUCUUUUUCAUUUUAUCUCUUGAUUCGAAUUCAAUAUUUCUUGUCAUCUUCCAAAUUCAUUAAAAAAAUGCUUGAAUUAGAUUAAUUAACUCAACUAUUAUUACUGUAAAUCCAAGAUCCUUCUCCUAAACUUGGAAAAGGGAAAACAAGAACUACCCUUUCAGAUUGGUUUGAAAUUUUGUUAAUUCUUGUCUCUUGCAUUGAACUUUCAAUUUGAUUUGCUUCAAAUUGUUUGAUAUCCCCUUCUGAAAAAAAUUCAACAGUACUAAUUUACAUGCAAGAUAUUAAAGAUUGAAGAAAGAAAUGCAUUAAUUAUUGAUUGUUAUAUCACAAACUUUAGUACAUCCCAUCAUCAAACUUUUAAGUACAUAGAAGGGACUGGGAAAAGAAAUUUUGAACUGCAAAAGAAAACUAAAAAA
Jatropha curcas is the source of this 3438-nucleotide messenger RNA. Lineage: Eukaryota; Viridiplantae; Streptophyta; Magnoliopsida; Malpighiales; Euphorbiaceae. The record is from RefSeq and is a predicted model, not a curated record.